AUAAGUCUGUGUAGCAUAAACUUCUGCGAAUUCUUGGAAUUUUCGAUUUUUACACACUUGUACAAAAUGACAGGCGACACUAUCGUCGUUGCCCCAGUUCAUUUCAUAAAAUGGCUGCCACUGUAUGAAAACGAGAAACCUUUCAAUAUAUUCAUCAAUCUCCCUGAAGAUGCGCAAGAUACGCGAACAAACAACCUCGAGUUCGAUGUCAUCGACACAUCGUUUCACAACGUCCGUGGUCAAGAAGACAAAUUCUCGCUGGAUGAGCAAGGUUUCGAAUUCAUCCAGUGGCCGCAUACCUUCAAGAAUUUCGGAGACCGAGCUGCCGUCGAGACGGAGUAUCUGCCACAGAUUGAGAAGUUUAUCAGGGAGAAAAUUCCAGAUGCCGAAGAAAUUGCAUUGUUCGAGUGGCGGCUAAGGGACAAUUCGACGAUGAAUCCCGGUGAGCUUCGCGACCUCGAGGAGCCCACAGAGAGAUUGCGUCCAUCUCUGCACCCGCACAUUGACCAUGCCACAAAACCGAUACUCGAUCGCAUACAAGCCACGUUUCCCGAAAACUACAAAGAGCUUCUCAACAAGCGUGUCAGAGUCUUAAACCUCUGGCAUCCGAUGAGACACCGCGUUGAAAAUUGGCCAUUGGGCCUCGCGGACGGCAGCAACAUAAGUUUGAAUGAUUUUCUUGAAACCGACCACGUUCGCCGGAAGUAUGUUGGAGCGUCAUUGAACCUGAUGCACCGACCUGAGUACCAAUGGCACUACCUGAAAGAUCAGAUGAAGGACGAAGCGAUCCUCUUCAAGAAUUUUGACUCCAGUGGCAAUGUCAAGGCGCACUUCGCUCCACAUGUCUCAUUUCCACACCCAGAAGCGAGAGAUGAUGCUAUUCGCGAGAGCUUUGAAGUCAGGAUGCUCAUUUUCUCGAAAGAGUGAACGGGGUUUGCAACUUCGUCUGCGGGAUCAGUGAUCUCGUGCAACGCCUUUGCCAGCAAUAGCUACUCCGUUUUCACAAUCUUCUCUUCUAUUGGCUCCGCAGAGCCUCAAUAUACGGAUUUCUUUUAUCGCUCUGCCGCGUUAUGCCAGAUACCCCGCUCGUGAGCCAAGACGUAUAGCUACCAUGCAACCUCCAGGAAUCAUCUCCAUGAGCCAAUAGCAAGCGAUCAUUAUCCACGCGUAUACUCUUCUUAUAAUGUAUAUAAUGUGCAUACACCAUCGCCUCAUCUCAGCCUUAUGAUUCAACUGUUGUGAUCAAUCUUUGAUCUAUCCGACACGCCCCUACUAUCCACCACUUCUCUCAUCGCUGUCACGACAUCGAGAUGGAUUCUAGGUAUGACUAGAUCUAAGUUUCUAGCGGCGAGUAGUCACGCACUGACUAUGCGAACAGCAAUACCAAAUCCCCAUCUGAGGUUCCACAGGUCGCAGAGACAACAAGCUGGGUCGACCAGGCGAACC
Periconia digitata is the source of this 1446-nucleotide messenger RNA. NCBI's taxonomy places the organism in Eukaryota, Fungi, Ascomycota, Dothideomycetes, Pleosporales, Periconiaceae. The record is from the annotation of a GenBank genome assembly.